AUGAAUAGAAGGAUUGAACUAUCAGCUGGGAUAGAUUAUAUGGUCAGGGGAGCCCGAAGCAGGGUUGCUGAUUCUGUGUGCUUACCAAUGCCUGUUGUAGUUGUAAGCCCAUAUAAAAGCAAAUGCUUGGAUAUAGUGAGUGUAGUGAGAGGAAUGCAUGAGAUUAUAGUUACGCCGAAGGAUUUGGUUGAGCUUCUUAGUCGUACAGAUAGAGAUAAUGAUUAUACCGAGCUUUCAGAGCAGACACAUAUUAUUGUUGAAGACGGGGAGUUUAUGGAGCCUUUUGGAUAUUUGCCUGCGUUGCUAGAAUUGAAGAGAAGAGGAAAGUCGUUUAUAAUUUUGAACAUGAACAGCUUGCCUGUGUUUGCAAGCAGUGCGAUUGGGCUACCUCUUGACAGAUACUUUAUACAAGCAAGUGGAGACGACAGAUAUGCAGCAGUGUUUAUGCUAUGCAGGAUAUACAAGAAGGUGUGCAUAGUGUGCAGAGAAGAUAAAAGAAUGAGGAUGUUUGCGGAUAUAUUUAAGCUUGAUAUGCUUGUGUGCAGGCAUGAUGAUGCAGACAUAGGGAGGGGAGUUGUUGUUGUCAUGGAUGAGUUUCGAGAGCUUGAGUGUGAAGUGCUGUUCUAUAUUGGGAAGCUGUGUAAGGGCUUAUCAAGAAAGAAGCUGGAUACAAGCAGGAUAGGGAAGUACUUGUACAGGAUUAGAGAUGUGUGUGGAGCACUUAGUCCAAAUGUUGUUAGUGGUAAGCAGAAUCUGGAUGUUGGGAGAUUCUGCAAUAUAGACAGAUAA
Molecule: messenger RNA, 789 nt
Organism: Ordospora pajunii
Lineage: Eukaryota; Fungi; Microsporidia; Ordosporidae
Exons: 1
Coding region: 1-789 (262 amino acids)
Source: RefSeq, a predicted model, not a curated record